UUACGUUACCAUAGUAAAAUUUUGUGAACGUUUGCAUAUAUAAAAUUCCUGAAUAUAUUUAGGUUUUCAAAUUUAAAUAAUUAACAAUUUGGACUUUUAAACGCUUCCAAAUUUACAAUAAAUGUCGAGUUAUUAGAGAAAUAAAUUUCGGUUUAUUUCGUUAUCGGGAAAUCCCACUAAGCCUGAUCGAAGAUGUCGUCUGGCACUGGUUUUGUUAUCGUCUGUUUUCUCUUUACUUUCUUCUCUUGCGUAUUGUGUCAGUAUGAAGAUGUUCGUUGUAAAUGUGUCUGUAUAACUCCUGAAGUGAUUAAUGGUUCAAAAUCUGAUCGCAAAUUUUACAUUGGAAAUGUACCUCCAUUGAAGUAUAAUUGUGAUGAAGUGAUCUUGCCUCAAGUUGGUAUUGAUGUGAGAGGGAAAGAAAAAGAAUUUUGUCCACGCUGUGAAUGUAAAUAUGAGAGUAGAAAUACAACAACCAUUAAAGUUGUAGUUAUUUUGAUCAUUUGGGUGAUUUCUCUUUUGGUUGUAUAUAUGCUGUUUCUAAUGUGCUUGGAUCCUCUGCUUAACAAACGCAGUACCACUUAUGAAGAGCAUACAAAUGAAGAAGUUAAUCUGGAUGAGCCAAUAGCAGCUAUGCAGCGACCACGUACUUCAAGUACAAAUGUUUUGAACAGAGUCGGCCAGCAGCAAGAUAGAUGGAAGCGGCAAGUGCAAGAACAGCGCCGAAAUAUCUAUGACAGACAUACAAUGCUGAAUUAAUCUUCUUUUCUGUUACGUGUAACUUUAAUUUUUCUAAAAAUUUUUACCCAUUUCAUAUGGGGAAACAGUAUCAAAUAUAUGGAAAAAAAUUCAAAGUAUGAGAAAUUAUGAACAGUUAAGAUAUUUGGUUACCAAGUUAAAAUAAUCCAUAUUGAUAAUGGCUAGGUUCACAUUUAUUUAUUCUCUAUAAACUAUGUAUAUAUUUGAAUGCUAUUUCCUUAUGUAUAGAAUAUCAAAUACUUUGUUAAACUGUUUGAUUUGUAACUU
Molecule: messenger RNA, 1023 nt
Organism: Centruroides sculpturatus (bark scorpion)
Lineage: Eukaryota; Metazoa; Arthropoda; Arachnida; Scorpiones; Buthidae
Exons: 5
Coding region: 193-756 (187 amino acids)
Cellular component (GO): lysosomal membrane
Source: RefSeq, a predicted model, not a curated record